Molecule: messenger RNA, 1008 nt
Organism: Coffea arabica (coffee)
Lineage: Eukaryota; Viridiplantae; Streptophyta; Magnoliopsida; Gentianales; Rubiaceae
Source: RefSeq, a predicted model, not a curated record
AUGGACUACAGGCAUGUUCUCAUUAAGUGCACGACUGAAGCUGACUUUAACAGGAUCUGGAUAAGAGGGAUUUGGCAGUUGGGCAAAUAUCCGAUGUGGGUGUUUCGAUGGACAAGGGAGUUUCAUGUUCUCAGAGAAUCAUCUCUGGUUCCGGUCUGGGUAGAUCUUCCGGCUCUGCCUAUUCAUUAUUUUGACAAACAUUCAUUGUUUUCCAUACUUUCUCCAGUAAGAAGACCAUUGUUUCUAGAUUCGCCAACGGCUGCUGGAACUCGUCCUAGUUUGGCAAGGGUAUGCGUGGAGCUAGAUGUAGCGAAGGUAAUUAUACCAAGAGUAUGGGUGGCUGUUGAAGGGGAGUCUGGAUUUUGGCAACGUAUUGUGCCAGAAAACAUGCCACCAUAUUGCUCAUAUUGCUCACGCUUGGGGCACUCACAUGAGCAAUGCAAGAAGAAUGCAACUGAAAAUGGACCUUGGUAUCAAUAUAAGCAAACAACGAGAGUCAAGCAUGAUCCGCAGAAAGAAGUAAACAAUGUUCAGGUGUCUAAUUUAGACAAGGUGCAAAAUCCAGAUGCUAACUCCAAAAAGACAACAGAGGUGUUGACUGCUUCUGAUAUGGUUACUUCAAAUGAUAGUCCUAACGUAGGGCGAUGCACUGAUACGGUUGAUAACGAAGGUAAGCUUAAAGGAGUAAUAGAGGAGGGAGUCAGGACUGCCAAGCAAGCUGAGAAAGACGUCGUACCAGUUCACCAAGACGACAAAUCUGCCGCUAUUAUUGGAGAUCAGGAUGCUGCAAUAGGAGAUGAUACCAGUCCGUCGCCUUCUGCUGUGCACGGGUAUUCAGAUUCUGAUCACACAAGGGAAGAUGCAUUGGAUGGGGAACAAGGGGAAAUGGAAAACCAGUUGGAGAAGGUCCAUGGAAAUGAGUAUGAAGGGACCCAAUCUGAAUUGAAUAAACAAUUUAGAGAGGAACAUCAACGAAUGGCCGACAGAAAUUCUUUGCAGCACCUCUAA